AUGGAUGACGUGCUCAACACACAGUUUGCACGCGUUGAAAAGGCCCUGACCACGCUAGUCGAUUCCAUCGCUGCUUACAACCCAGCCCCACAGGCCGCCAUCGAUCUCUUCACCGCCGACGACGAACUGAGUGAAGGGCUGGACCAGCUUGCCAAACACCAAGCAAACCAUGUUCGCAUUCAGCUCCUACGCGCCGAAGCCGAUGCACUUGAAGAGCAGCUCAAAAAUUCAGUCAAGAAACUCGCAGAACUGCGACAUGACCUCUUCAACACCCCAGUGACCACGUUCCCCCAAGACUCGCGCGCCGUUCCCUUUGAUGAGCUGCUGCAAUACGCGACCAACAUCUCCCGAUACACUGUACCGCCAACUUACCGCGAGCCUGUUCCUGUACCGGACAAGGACAAGGAAGAGGAAGACGUAGCUUCAAGCAGUCUUCCCACCAACGGUUUGAACACGCCUGCCAUCGUACCAGAGACCACAGAUCCGGCAAACGAUGGCCUUCAGGCCCAAAAAGAGGGCGGAGAUGCCGAUGCCCCCGCGCCUGAAGUCACCCCCGAAGAAGAGGAGUGGCUAAAGAAGCUCAAGGCUAGCAACUUGCCAUGGUACCCUUGGCCGAACAACGACAGGAUUCGCGCCGGCAACCUAUACAGUCUGCAGUACUGGCGCGAGAAGGGCAAGGAUCUGGAUACCUUCAACAUACCAGCGUAUAUGGAGGAGGAAAGGUUGAAGGCAUUGGGUCAGAAUGUCGAGUCGAAAGCUUCACCUGCCAAGGAACCCGAGGAACAUCGUGACCGGGGCGCUCCAAGACCAGCAAUCAAGCUUGGUGUGUUUACCGGUCUUGAUGAUAUGGAGGACUAA
Messenger RNA from Pyrenophora tritici-repentis Pt-1C-BFP, 858 nucleotides. RefSeq names its product Med4 domain containing protein. Gene Ontology annotation, biological process: regulation of transcription by RNA polymerase II. NCBI's taxonomy places the organism in Eukaryota, Fungi, Ascomycota, Dothideomycetes, Pleosporales, Pleosporaceae. Gene Ontology annotation, molecular function: transcription coregulator activity. The record is from RefSeq and is a predicted model, not a curated record. Gene Ontology annotation, cellular component: mediator complex.